This is a messenger RNA of Brachypodium distachyon (stiff brome), 1096 nucleotides long. Its product is annotated as fasciclin-like arabinogalactan protein 11. The coding region runs from base 62 to 877 and encodes 271 amino acids. The record is from RefSeq and is a predicted model, not a curated record. NCBI's taxonomy places the organism in Eukaryota, Viridiplantae, Streptophyta, Magnoliopsida, Poales, Poaceae. The transcript has a single exon.
ACAGCAAAGCACGCCCUACUACCACACCACAAGCAGAAGCUAGCACAACAAGAUCAGCACAAUGGCAAUGCAGACGCAAACACCAUCCAUGUCAACUCCCAUGAUCCUCCUCCUGGCGCUCCUCUGCCUCUCAGCGGCCGCCCGAUCAGCCCACGCCCAAACACCCGCAGCGACCGCUCCGGCACCGGCAACGGCGGCGGCAACCCCGAAGACGAUCAAGGCAGUCCUCACCAAAGCCGGCCAGUUCACCAAGUUCCUGCAGCUGCUCCAAUCAACGCAGGAGGACUCGCAGAUCGACAACCAGCUAAAAGGCAAGUCCUCCUCAGGCGGGCUCACAGUCUUCGCGCCGCCCGACAACGCCUUCUCGGCGCUCAAAUCGGGCACCCUCAACGCGCUGUCGGACGCCCAGAAGACCUCCCUGGUGCAGUUCCACGUGGUGUCGCAGCUGAUCCCCAUGGCGCAGUUCGACACGGCCAGCAACCCGCUGCGCACGCAGGCCGGGGAGACCCGCCCCGGGAAGUACCCGCUCAACGUCACCGCCGAUGGGCAGCAGGUGAAUAUCUCCACCGGGGUCGUGAACGCGAGUGUUUCGGGCACGGUUUAUACUGGGGAUCGGCUCGUGGUUUACCAGGUGGAUAAGGUGCUGUUGCCGUGGGCGCUCUAUGGGCCGGCCCUGCCGCCCGCGCCCGCGCCGUCGCCCGUGGAGAAGGAGAAGGAGAAGGGGAAGGUUGGGCCUAAGGCGGCGGCUGAUGCGCCGGCCGCGGAUGCGGCCACGGCGUCGGAGGCGGCGGUGCCGGCGCGGCCCGGGGGGGUGUGGGGGCAAGGUGGUGUCUUUGGGGUGGCUGUCGCCGUGGCGGCGGCGUGGUUUGUCGUGUGACGACCGGACUAGGUGUCAAUGCCAUGCAAGUGUUCCCCCUUUCUUUUCGUCGGCAGGUGCUCAAUUCGUCUGAGUAUUUUUUUUUUCUAAGUUUUCAUUCGGUGUGGUGUUCUGUAACGUUGGUUGAUUGCUGUGUUCUGUAUGUAUGUCUCUGUGUUUCAAGGUAGCAACAACAUUGUUGAGUGCUUGUACAUUAAUUGAGGUGGUUUUGUUUUGCUC